This is a messenger RNA of Caenorhabditis sp. 36 PRJEB53466, 3362 nucleotides long. The record is from the annotation of a GenBank genome assembly. NCBI's taxonomy places the organism in Eukaryota, Metazoa, Nematoda, Chromadorea, Rhabditida, Rhabditidae.
AUGCACAUUUUGCUCAUAACAAGUGUGCUGCUCGUUCUUUUGGUUUAUGCUCAACAGACGCCUCCGUCGACGAGUAUCGCACUCAAUCACCCUCAAAUUCCUUAUAAUUGGCUGUGAGUUUGAGCAUUCUUCAAAUUUAGGCCUAAUGCUCCAAUCUCAUGUGGAAUGUUCCAGAACUUUGGCAUUUGUGGGCUCAAACGAUUACCAGCCACGGCCACACUAUCAUUCUUCCGACAAAGAGCACUUCAAAGAGUUGUGUCGUCGGCUCGACGGACUAAAUCCCACUCAACAGGCGCUUUGCGCCGAGGUACACACUUUUAUCGAUAAACUAUCGAUGGGUAACCAUUUCAGAACCCAUUUUCGAUUCCAUUCGUGGCUCGCGGAGUUCGGGAGGCAAUCCGAGAGUGCGAAAGCAAAUUCAAAUUUGAGCGGUACGGUUUUUUCAACAGUUUUGGGUCUCGACACGAAAAACUCUUCUCUUUUCUUUGUUGCAGAUGGAAUUGCUCUUCACGAGACGAAGUGACCGAAACGAGACACGGAAAGUUUCAGGACAUUUUGGGAAAGACUUUGAGAUCUUGUAAGUUAGUUAUGAAACAGAGUGUUUUGGUUACGGUAUCUACCGUAAUCCGCGCCAAACUUUCACAGUUUUACCAUGUGAGUCUGGUCUCAAUCCUACCAAAAGUACUGUACUAUCUACAGUAGUUCUACAGUACUUUUGUGGUGAGGGGCCAAAAUGCAAUACCUCGAUUCGUUUCAGCCAACAAAGAAGCGGCGUUUUUGAAUGCGAUAAUGUCGGCGAGCAUUGUGCACUCAAUCACAAAAGGCUGUAAUACUGGCAAUUUGACCGAUUGUGGAUGCGACAGCAAACCGGGAAUGCAGAGAUAUCAGGCCGAAUCGGUGAGACACUUUUUUUCGGGGAUUCUGACGAAACAGUCGAACUGUCACCAUUAAAGGACCAGGAAACCCAAAAAUGUUUUGAUUUUUUUGUGAAAUUUUUUUGUGACUGUUUGAAUUGUCUCUUAUUGCCUCAUACACUGGUGAAAUGCUGCCUCUCAAAAAUGCCAAUGAACGAAACGGCAUGCAGUUGAAGUUGUGGCCGUGGCCUAGCGCCAAUGGCCUAAAAAUAUGCGCUUCUCGGCCAUUUUAUUUUUUCCGCUUUUUUACCGGUUUUUUGUCCAAAAAUUCACGGUUUCUCCCAUUUUUCAGUUGAUUGACAUUUGUUCGGCACUUACUUAUUUUUUCACGGCUAAAAAAUACAAUUCAAACAGUCACAAAAAAAUUUCACAAAAAAAAAAUUGUUGGGUUCCCUGGUCCUUUAAAUUCAGCGCCCAAAAUAAGAGCCGCAUGCGCAAAAAGUAGUAAGACUUUGCUUUGUCCAUGAUUUCGCGCAUAUCUCCUCAAGCGGUAGAGAUAUCGAAAAGUUGUCUACUACAAAAAUGAAAACACAUUUCUAAGCAAUAAAACGUCAGUUGAACGCUUUUUGAUAUCUCUACCCAUUUGCGAGAUAUUGUCGUGUUUAUGUCAAAUGCUCAAAACAGUGUGUAUGAUUUGCAGGAGUCCGCGAUGAGCCGUGAUCAAUUCUCGUGGGGCGGGUGUUCGGAUAACGUUCCCUAUGGGAUCAGGUACGCGAGACGCUUCCUCGACGACUGGGAACAGCAGCAGUUCGAGGAGACCAAAAACGUGGCACAUCUCGUCCGGAGACACAAUAACUUUGUGGGAAGAGAGGUAAUUGUUGUUAAGAGCCUUGCAGUGAAAAAUUGCGACGAAAAUCGUGCAUUUCUUGGUCAAAUGACACUCUAGACUUUAAUAACUAUCCGUCUUAGUUUAAAUCACUGAAUGACAUGAUACAGUGCAACUCUUGGAAAUAGGAAAAAGCAGAACAUGCUAGGUUUGAAGUCAAACGAACUGACUGCUUCGUUAGCUCAUUAAUGGAAUGAGUAGCCCUAAAAACCCGAUUACAAACUGCUUGAAGUUGCGUUUUUCCAAGAGAAUUCACACUGAUUUCCUUCAAUUUUCACUCGUUUACAAAUAGGAACAAAAUAACUCUUCAAUGUAAGUACUGAGAGCGGUACAAUUGACAGCCGGUGUACUAACACGGGUGGCUGCAAACUCCUAAAAAGUGAGAAGACAGGAUCAUAGACACACGAGUCCUAAAUAGAAAAUAGUUCUAGCCGAGUACGGUGCUGAUUGAUGAGAUGCCUCAUUCCACCGGGAAAAAGCUGGAAUUUAAAAUUUGCAGGCGAUCGCGCAGAACAUCCGUCGUCAGUGUCGUUGCCACGGAGUCUCGGGAUCCUGCGAGUUCAAGACGUGCUGGCUGCAAAUGCAAAAAUUCUCGCAAGUGUCGGAUUUGCUCAAAAAGCGAUACGAUCACUUCGCAGUUCAGGUUGAGCUCGAAGAUGUAAUCCGACUUUUAGGCCUUUUUCCAUCCGUUUUUAGCCGCUAACUCUUAGGAUUUUAACGAUUUUGUUCAUGGUUGCGAGUGGAAGAAUGAAUUGGGCAUGUUUUUCCCAAAAAAAAAAAAACUCCCAAUUUGCUCUUCCCGCUUUCCACAUGUAGUUUACAAAUUACGCAAACGUUUUAGGUGACCCGAAAAGCGAACAAACGAUUGCGUCGAAAAGAGAGAACGGAGCGGAAAAUUCCGUUGAGAGGCAACGAGAUGGCCUACGUUCACCGCUCGCCCUCCUAUUGUGAGAGGAAUAUGACUGCCGGUAAUUUUUUGGCGCAUCUACAAUAUUUUGUAUUGAAAUUUCAAGACAAUUUCCGUGAUUUUAAGCCAAAACGGGCGUCUGUAGGAUUUUUUUGAACAAAGUUAUGAUUUUUCAAAAAAAAAAAAAACCGUUUUGCAGGAAUUCUCGGCACCGCCGGUCGUGAAUGUAUCCAUAAUUCGUACAGCUCCGAGAGCUGCGACCUUUUGUGUUGUGGAAGAGGGUACAACACGAGAUUGGAGGUAAUUUCCUUGAAUAUAUUCCAGUUUUUAAAUGCUGUGAGACGCUGAAAUUCCAGUCCGAAGUUUGACCAUUUUUAGCCCAUAGAUUUCUGAUUUGAGUGGCGCGGCAACGUCACUCAAAUCAGAACUACAAAGCCAACUCGAAUUCGAAUUUCUGUAGAGAAUAAUCAUUUCUUGGCGAGCACAAGAAUGCCUUUAAUUUUGUAGUUGACUAUUUUCUGAUAUCUCUUCUGGUUGAGGAGUUUUAAUAAUGGCGCCACGAUCUAGUAAACUCUCGAUAAGUUCGGCAGCAAAAAAAUAUAAUAUUCUGUUAUUGUAGAUCCGUCAAACGCAGUGCGAAUGCAAAUUUGUGUGGUGCUGUGAGGUCAAAUGCAAAACGUGCACUGAGGAAGUCGCUGUGCACACGUGCAAAUGA